This is a messenger RNA of Dibothriocephalus latus, 669 nucleotides long. The record is from the annotation of a GenBank genome assembly. Lineage: Eukaryota; Metazoa; Platyhelminthes; Cestoda; Diphyllobothriidea; Diphyllobothriidae.
AUGGAACUGGACGCCGCAGGGGUUCCCGUCUGCUGUUCUGCCGAUAGUUACAAAGACUACAUGAGCCCUUUCGAUAGACCUGCGGUCACUAAAGAAGCACCGACGCUAAAGGCUACAGUGGGAAAAACGAAUGCAGAUAAAACUCUGCAGAAAGAAAUGACCGGAGAGCAGACGAAUUCUAAUUUUACAAAAGCGGCCCAAUCUGUCAAAGCCGUCGGGGUGCAGCCAGAUGAACCGGAAGAUGAAGGACAAUCUUCUACUACCCCAUCAUCCCAGCAACCGGAGGAUCCUGUGAAGGAUGGUCAAAAAUCAAUAAAAAAUGAAAUGGAGAUAGUUUGUGAGGAGGGAUUUAUAUGGUACCCAGACAAACGUCUGUGCAUUCAAACGCGCUCAAAAUGUCCCCGCGGCAUGUACAUGUCAGUUCGACAAAAUUUGUGCAUUCCCAAAGACAACCUGCCUUUCAAAUGUCCGCCCGGAUAUGAAUAUAAGGAUGAUAAGGGGGAUUGUCUGGAUGUUGAUGAAUGCACCGAGGGCAUCUACCAAAAUAAUAUGUACGUCGCCGCAUGUCCCAAUGCAACACAGAUUUGUCGAAACACCCCGGGCAGCUUUGAAUGUGUUUGCAAGCCUGGUUACACAUUCUCAAGGGAUGGGGAAUGCAUUGGCAAGUAA